AUGGGCUCACGCCUGGAGAAGAACUCAGACUCGGUGCGCAAGCGCAUCGCCGCCCACACGUUCGAUGGCGAGGACGGCGAGGAGUAUGGCGGGUCUGCCUUUGGCGGCUUCACCGACUACUUCCGACGCAAGAAGAUCAAGCUGCAGAACCUCGACGCCGACAUGCGCGCCCGGGCAGGAGACAGGCCCAGCCUGUUCCGCGGUGUUGUCGCCCACGUCAACGGCUACACGCAGCCGUCGCUCAACGACCUACACACGCUCAUCGUCCAGCAUGGCGGCGGGUUCAUGCAGUACCUCGACGGCAAGACAGCCGUCACCCACAUCAUCGCCAGCAGCCUGACGCCGAAGAAGGUCAUCGAGUUCCGCCAGUACCGUGUUGUGAAGCCGGGGUGGGUGGUGGACAGCAUAGCGGCGGGCAAGCUGCUCCCGUGGAACGACUACCGCGUGGCCGACGAGGGCGAGAGGCAGAAAGUCCUGGCCUUCAACAACGGGACGGUGGUGAGCACGGUGAACAACAGACAGAGGGGCUACCGCGACCAGACCGACACCAGCUGGUACACAAGCCAGCUGCGUGCGAGUCCGGCUCCACCGCCUCCCACAUCACAAGCACCGAAUCGCUCGCGCCUCUCCCGGCUGGAGCUGCCCACCCCGGACGAUGACGCGGUCGAGGACCUGCCGCCCUCACACCAGCCGCAAGAGCUCUCGAGCGGCGAGGCGCCCAGAGCCAACGAGAAGGGUCAGAAUCUCGUGACGCCGCCAAAGACGAGCCCGACAGGCGCGCUUGAACCGUCUCCGGACGAGUUUGGGAACAUUGGUGACAUGGCCGACGAGCUGCACGACAGCUCGGACGCGGACCCUAUGCCAGCCAAACCGCAGCCGCGCAAGAGGAGGAAGUCUACGCCGCCUCAGGAUCGUAUUCACGCAGCCGAAGUUGCCGCGAAUCCUCGAAAGAUGCAGCUGACGGCGGAGGAGCACAACGCAAUCCUUCUGCGGGAUCCCAAGACGCGCAAGUCGACUGUUGUCGACCCAGACUUCCUUGAACAGUAUUACCGCGAGUCUCGAUUACACCACCUUUCGACAUGGAAGGCAGACCUGAAGUCCCAGCUGCAGGCUAUGGCUAGCGAGAAGACGGCAACACAGAAAGCGAAGCAGAAGCGCGUUCCUGGCGCCCGACGAUAUGUUCUGCAUGUUGACUUCGACAGCUUCUUCGCCGCCGUGAGCUUGAAGAAGAAGCCCGAGUUCAAGAACAAGCCGGCUGUGGUUGCGCACGGCCAAGGCAGCGGAUCGGAGAUUGCAAGCUGCAACUACCCUGCCCGCAAGUACGGUGUGAAGAACGGCAUGUGGAUGAAGCGUGCCAUGGAGCUGUGUCCAGAUUUGAAGAUUCUACCGUACGACUUCCCCGCCUACGAAGAAGCCAGUCGAGCGUUUUACGACGCGAUACUCGCAACUGGUGGCCUUGUUCAGAGUGUCAGUAUCGACGAGGCCCUGGUAGAUGUCUCAAACAUGUGCAUCGCGGUCGGUGGGAGCGAUGGUCGCCAGAUGAACGAGGGCGCCGUUUGCCGCGAGCAAGCCAAAGCUGACGAGAUCGCAAAGUCUUUGCGGGAGCAGGUCAAGCUUCAAACCGGCUGUGACGUGUCCGUCGGCAUUGGCGGCAACAUCCUGCUGGCCAAGGUGGCCCUGAGGAAGGCGAAGCCAGCAGGACAGCACCAGAUCAAACCAGAAGGGGUUCUGGACUUCAUCGGCCAACUUCAAGUGCAGGACCUCCCGGGUGUUGCAUGGUCGAUCGGCGGAAAGCUCGAAGAUGUCGGGGUCAAGCUCGUCAAGGACAUUCGCGAGCUCACAAAGGAGAGGCUCAUUCAGAUCCUUGGCCCGAAGACUGGCGAGAAGCUGUACGAGUACUCGCGAGGCGUCGACAGGCAAGCAGUGGGCGAGCAGGCGAUCCGCAAAUCUGUCUCCGCAGAGGUCAACUGGGGUGUUCGCUUUGCAACGCAGGAACAAGCCGAAGAAUUCAUCACAAGCCUUUGUGGUGAGCUGCAGAAGCGUCUACUGAAAGAGAAGGUCAAGGGCAAGCAGUUCACCAUGAAGAUCAUGCGCCGUGCAGCAGACGCACCCAUCGAGCCACCGAAGCAUCUUGGUCACGGGAAGUGCGACACGUUCAACAAGAGCCUGCUUCUCGGCGUCGCGACGAAUUCGAAAGAGGUGCUGACAAAGGAGGCCAUGGGCAUACUGCGAGGCUUCGGCUUCUCGCCUGGCGAGCUGCGAGGCAUUGGAGUCCAGCUGACGAAGCUUGAACCUAUGAAGAGUGCCACAGAUGGUAGUCUUGAUGGAUCUCAGCGACGUCUCCAGUUCAAGAUGCCCACCAAGCCAAUGAGUGCUCUCAAAGGCCCGGCUAGCAUCAUCGAGACGCCGAUCACCUUCGCUGACGCAGACCCGAUCCAAGACGACCCAGAAACACCACGCAAACCGAAGACUCCUGCGACUGCUGAGGACCAUGUCGCCUUCGGUGCUGCAGAGCUCAAUCACUCAACGCCCUCCCGUAGACCACUCAACAUGAUGGGCACGCAAUUCAUCAUGCCCACGCAGGUGGAUCCCAAAGUCCUUGCUGAGCUCCCCUCAGACAUUCGCUCCAAGCUGCUGCGGCAAACACGCCAAUCCUCACCCACGCCUGCAGCCCGUCAACCCAAACCCGCUGCUCUCCGAGCCGACUCCCCUAGUAUCCAUGCACCAGGCAGCCCAUCAACCCCAUCUCGGCGCCUACCCUUCGCCGCAACAGCGCUCCCCGCACAAUCCCAACUCGACCCCGAGAUCCUCGCCGCGCUCCCAUCCGAUGUGCGAGCCGAAAUCAUUUCUCACUACGGCGCAGCAGGCCUAACGCAAUUCUCCCCCUCCCGCCGCCCGCGCGGCGCAGACCAGACCAUCCUCCCCCAGAGCCCGCGAAAAAACCGCAUCAUCGGUAUUCCCGCAAAAAGGCCAGCGCAAAUCAAGCGCGGUCGCGGCCGACCCCCGAAAAGCGCCAUGUUGGCGCAGGCCGCCCAUAUGAAGUCCGUCUCCAAAGACGGCAAGACGUUGACGCAAGCGAAUUUCAUCAGCCUCAAGAACCCCGCUAGACAGCGCGGCGAGGAAGUAGCCGGUGAGGUGCAGAGAAAAGAGGAGGGGGAGUUGGAUCCGGAGUUUCUUGCUGCGCUGCCGGAGGAUGUCAGGAGGGAGGUCAUUGCCGAACACAAAGCAGCGAAACUCCGCGCCUUCCGUCUCGCGCUCCAGCGUCCACGGCCGGGGACGAGCAAAGCACCGACGCACCUGCCGAACGUUGGUGGAAACCAACACCAGCCGCCGGCUAAGCGCGUCGUCAAGGUCCCCAGACACGAGCAAGCAACGUUUACGAAGCAGAAGAUACAUAGAGAACCAGAUCUCCGCGCCGCGAUGAGGGACUGGGUCACUGAGUUCGCGGACGAAGGGCCGUAUCCCGAAGAUGUUGAUGCGCUGUCAAAGUACCUGGCUAGACUUGUGGCUGAGGAGAGGAACAUGAGGAAGUGCGUUGGUGUUGUCAAGUGGCUGGAGUAUGUCGUCGGUGGAAAUGGGGGUGGGGACGAGGGGCAGAAGUUGUGGGAGGAUGCUGUUGGGCGUGUCAAAGCGGGAGUGUGUCGGGCUGCAAAGCAGAGGGGGCUUGGGAGCGUGAACUUCGAUUGA
Molecule: messenger RNA, 3687 nt
Organism: Macroventuria anomochaeta
Lineage: Eukaryota; Fungi; Ascomycota; Dothideomycetes; Pleosporales; Didymellaceae
Product: DNA repair protein
Exons: 2
Coding region: 1-3687 (1228 amino acids)
Biological process (GO): error-prone translesion synthesis; error-free translesion synthesis
Cellular component (GO): nucleus
Molecular function (GO): damaged DNA binding; DNA-directed DNA polymerase activity; deoxycytidyl transferase activity
Source: RefSeq, a predicted model, not a curated record